AUUGGAGCCAAGAUGGCGGCCAACGUGGCGCGGAGGUGCCCCUGGGGCUCGGCGCGCAGGCUUGGACUGGUUGCCUACCGCAAUUACAGCAGUAGCGGGAACAGCUACCCCAACAUUCCCCUGACAGUACCUCUGCCUGGGGUGCCAAAGCCUCUCUUUGCAACUGUUGACACCCAGCAGGGCUUUGAGACAAAGGUGACCACUCUUGAGAAUGGACUGCAGGUGGCUUCACAGAAUAAAUUUGGCCAGUUCUGUACUGUUGGGAUCCUUAUCAACUCAGGAUCAAGAUAUGAAGCGAAAUAUAUUGGCGGUAUUUCUCAUUUUUUGGAAAAGCUGGCUUUUUCUUCGACAGCUCAGUUUGGCAGUAAGGAUGAGAUCCUUCUCACCUUGGAAAAGCAUGGUGGUAUCUGUGAUUGCCAGGCAUCAAGGGAUACCACAAUGUAUGCAGUUUCUGCAGAUGUUAAAGGCUUGGACACUGUCGUUGGUUUGCUGGCUGAUGUAGUGCUACAGCCCAGGUUGUCAGAUGAGGAGAUUGAGAUGACUCGUAUGGUGGUUCGUUUUGAACUGGAGGACCUAAACAUGAGACCAGAUCCAGAGCCGUUGCUCACAGAGAUGAUUCAUGCGGCUGCUUACAGAGAAAACACUGUGGGGUUGAACAGGUUCUGUCUAGGAGAAGACGUAGAGAAAAUUGACAGAGAAGUCCUCCAUUCGUACCUGCGGAAUUACUACACACCUGACAGGAUGGUGCUGGCUGCUGUAGGGGUUGAGCAUGAAAGGCUUGUGGACUGUGCCAGGAAGUACCUUCUUGGAACUGAGCCGGUGUGGGGAAGUGUGGUGGCCAAGGAUGUGGACAAGUCGGUUGCCCAGUACACUGGUGGGAUCCUUAAGCUUGAAAAGGACAUGUCAAAUGUGAGUUUGGGGCCCACUCCAAUUCCAGAAUUGACCCACAUCAUGAUUGGGCUGGAAACCUGUUCAUUUCUGGAAGAAGAUUUCAUUCCCUUUGCCGUCUUAAACAUGAUGAUGGGUGGAGGUGGAUCUUUUUCUGCCGGAGGGCCGGGCAAAGGCAUGUUCACCAGGCUGUAUCUCAAUGUGCUUAACCGGCAUCACUGGAUGUACAACGCCACUUCAUACCAUCACAGCUAUGAGGAUACAGGCCUCCUGUGCAUCCAUGCUAGUGCAGACCCAAGACAGGUCCGAGAAAUGGUGGAAAUAAUUACUCGGGAGUUCAUUUUAAUGGCAGGAGCAGUGGGAGAGGUUGAGCUUGAGCGAGCCAAGACCCAGCUGCAGUCCAUGCUCAUGAUGAACCUGGAGUCCCGGCCAGUGAUCUUUGAGGACGUGGGGAGGCAGGUGUUGGCAACAGGCAUGCGGAAACUUCCUCACGAGCUCUGUGUUCUGAUAGGUAAAGUAGGAAUUGAAGACAUCAAGAGGGUAGUGACAAAGAUGCUGCAUAACAAGCCAGCCGUGGCUGCACUGGGGGACUUAAUGGAGCUGCCCAGUUACGAACAUAUCCAGGCAGCCCUUUCCAGUCAGGACGGGCGGCUCCCGCGGGUGUACCGGCUGUUUCGUUAAAGCUUCGGCAACUGCUGCACAGACAUCUCCUGUGGUUCAGAAGA
Molecule: messenger RNA, 1613 nt
Organism: Euleptes europaea (tarantolino)
Lineage: Eukaryota; Metazoa; Chordata; Lepidosauria; Squamata; Sphaerodactylidae
Gene: PMPCA
Product: peptidase, mitochondrial processing subunit alpha
Exons: 13
Coding region: 13-1569 (518 amino acids)
Cellular component (GO): mitochondrion
Molecular function (GO): metalloendopeptidase activity; metal ion binding
Source: RefSeq, a predicted model, not a curated record